AUGUCCACCAAUGUCGGUCCAGGCAAUGAAGAAGGAAGCGUCGAGGUUCUCGUUCAGGCAUUCGCCAUGAUCAUCGUCUCUGAAGUUGGCGACAAAACUUUUCUAAUAGCUGCUAUUCUCGCCAUGACUCACCCUCGUCUCGUCGUCUUUGCUGGCGCUUUUGGUUCGUUAGUCGUGAUGUCCAUCCUCUCCGCGGCCAUGGGCCACAUCUUACCUUCCCUCAUACCACGGAGAUGGACGCAGUUGGCGGCAGGAAUCCUUUUCCUCGUAUUUGGGACCAAAAUGAUGAUAGAAGGUCGGCAGAUGAAAGCUGGAAAUGAAAAAAUACAGGAGGAGAUGAAAGAGGCAGAGGAAGAGAUUGAGGAAGACGAUGCGCGGCACGAUGGGACUGGCGCUCUGUACGAGAAUGGGGAUAUUAUCCCGCUAGAAGAAAUGGAAGAAGGCGGGAGACAUAGAAGCGUUUCGCCGCGCCCUCAUAAGCAAUCUUCUGUUUUGGAGGGUGCAAGGAACUUUUGCAGUUUUAUCCUUGGACCUGUUUUCGUCAAAUCGUUCGUGUUGACCUUCCUUGGAGAAUGGGGCGAUAGAAGUCAGAUUGCCACGAUUGCUCUUGGUGCUGCCCACAACGCUUAUGUGAUCGCGCUUGGAACUAUCGUUGGACAUUGUUGCUGUACUGCCGUAGCAGUAAUUGGAGGAAAAUAUGUGUCGACCAAAAUAUCUGUGAAGCACAUCACGCUCGGCGGUGCUACUCUUUUCCUUGCCUUUGGAAUAGCAUAUCUAUACGGAUCGCUCGUAGCUUACAAUGCGGACGAGAUAGCUGAUAUACAUGUAGUAUGA
Messenger RNA from Marasmius oreades (fairy-ring Marasmius), 834 nucleotides. RefSeq lists its product as uncharacterized. The record is from RefSeq and is a predicted model, not a curated record. Gene Ontology annotation, molecular function: calcium ion transmembrane transporter activity; manganese ion transmembrane transporter activity. Gene Ontology annotation, biological process: calcium ion transmembrane transport; Golgi calcium ion homeostasis; Golgi calcium ion transport. Lineage: Eukaryota; Fungi; Basidiomycota; Agaricomycetes; Agaricales; Marasmiaceae. Gene Ontology annotation, cellular component: Golgi apparatus; fungal-type vacuole membrane. The coding region runs from base 1 to 834 and encodes 277 amino acids. The transcript has 3 exons.